This is a messenger RNA of Monopterus albus (swamp eel), 1923 nucleotides long. RefSeq names its product transmembrane protein 200B (gene tmem200b). Bases 116 to 1372 code for a protein of 418 amino acids. The record is from RefSeq and is a predicted model, not a curated record. Lineage: Eukaryota; Metazoa; Chordata; Actinopteri; Synbranchiformes; Synbranchidae. The transcript is spliced from 2 exons.
GCUGUCUGUCUGUAACCUCCAUACAGCCACAGGGAGACAGUCGGGCACGGAAAGGCAGCGGCUGGCGGUCGUUAAGGGUGUGACCAGGAGUAAACGCUCUGCGCUGAUCUGUGCCAUGAAGACCCAGAGGGCCCAAGAUGAUACACCAACUUCACCGUCCCACCGACAGAAGUCUCGCUUCACCUUACGUGGCAGAAAGAAGAAGGAUGGGGUGAUUCAAGGCAAGCUCCGUAUCCGCUCCAUGCCUGGAGCCUUCCUGGUGCUGGGAGUCAUUGUGGUGGUUGCUGGCACCGCUCUGGCUGUGGCAGGGUACUGGCCCUACCGGAUAUCAAGAUCAUCCAUCCUGGGAGUUGCAGACGGGGAAAGUAUCUCUGAGUCACAGACCUCUGGCUGGACUCUGGGAGCUAAGGGCCUCCUGUCCACAGCCAGCCUCAUCCACACUGAACGAAUGAAGCUGCUGGGGCCUGUCAUCAUGGGGGUGGGACUCUUCAUCCUCAUAUGUGCCAACACAGUCCUGUACGAGAACAGAGACAGAGAGACCCAGAUGCUGCUGGCUCAGAUGCGCAGUGUGAUCUGUUCUGUUUCUGCAGCUGUGCCCUCGGCAGACCUUAAAGAAAUUGCUGCAGUCAGCUCAGUGGCCAAACACUACCAGUGGGUGAGUGGUUUACCAGCUGCCCACCUCAACAUCCUUUGUCUGCAGCAGCUGGCAAGCUCUGAGCCCCUGCUCCGAACCAGACACCACAUAUACCAGGACGACAGUGUGGGGAGUAUCUACCAACAAGCUGUUCUGCAGACAGAAGCCCUUCACCACCAGGAAUCAGAGCCUCCGCCUUCCCUCGACUCCUCCCACUCCAACUCUUGUAAUUCCAGUCAAACAGACUUUAAUACACAGUCUGACACUGAGCAUGGCAGCAUUACCAGUUUCAAUCGGCAGGCCGCCCCAGUCGUCAAGCUCAACAACUGCCUGGUGUCUGCCAAUUCCAUGUCUACACUAGGGGUGGACGAGGUGGAUAUGCCAGUUGUCCAGCCGAGGCGCUGCCACAGCAUCAGCUACAGGACUAACCCUUACACAGCUCAAACUGGUGUGCAUGUGCAGGGAGAACUCCACACACCCACAGAGGAGGGCCAAAUAAGCCAGCUAGUAGUCAUGAGGAAGGAGGUCAAUUCACAGGUUUGUGUUAACAUCCCCAGGCAGAUUGCGGAUGUUGUAGAGGAACAGACUCAUCGAAGCUGGCCUCGGCUAGACCUGGGCAGCGGAAGACGAUACCUGAAACUAGAGAACAAGGAGGACUCAGUGGACAAACUGCUGGACCAUUUAGAGCUGCAGUGUUCUCAGUGGGAUAAGAGUUUUGGCUCUGGGCCUUUCCAGUGAUGGCUGCUGUAGCUUCACAGUCCAGAGGGUACUUCUACCUGACAACCAAGGAGUAAUGUUAUUUUUCCCUGGAUUCUAAAACUGCAGCAUUUUUUUUUUUGGUUUUAAAUUUUGUGUGGGGCAGAGAGAAACUGAGCCCUGGAUCAUUUUGAGUGCAGUAUUUUCUAAACCUGAGCCUGUUGUUAGCCUUCAGCGGAAUAUUGGUACACAGGGGUCAUGGUCUGUGCUUGGCUGGAUGUGGCAGAUGUUUUAUAUAUUGGAAGACAAGGAACAAUAUACAGGACCCUACACUGCCACAGAUGAGUGAAACAGUUUGACAGACUGUUUACUUCUGCAGAUUGGGCUGACAGCAGUACCACAAAUUAACUUGUAUCUCAAUGCCAAAAUGGGUUUGCCUGUUCCUAGGACACGGUGUGCACAGCCUAGUGAGGAGGAUGGGGGAUUGUUUUCACUGUGCAAUCAGUUUUGAACCAAACUACCUGGACUCCUGAGCCCACAAAGUGCUGACAGCUAUUAACAAAUACAACCCCAAGUCAGAAGAAGUAGGGACA